This is a messenger RNA of Patella vulgata (common limpet), 2502 nucleotides long. RefSeq names its product exosome complex component RRP43. Gene Ontology annotation, biological process: U1 snRNA 3'-end processing; nuclear polyadenylation-dependent mRNA catabolic process; U4 snRNA 3'-end processing. The record is from RefSeq and is a predicted model, not a curated record. Gene Ontology annotation, cellular component: nuclear exosome (RNase complex); cytoplasmic exosome (RNase complex). The transcript is spliced from 11 exons. Bases 112 to 951 code for a protein of 279 amino acids. NCBI's taxonomy places the organism in Eukaryota, Metazoa, Mollusca, Gastropoda, Patellidae.
AAUAAUUAACAUUAAAUAAAGAUAUUAGAUGUCUAGACAUUCGACAUGUAAAGCCUUCUGGAACAUAAAUGACUCCUUGUGGUCGAUGAAAAAUGGCAGGCGAGUUAUAAGAUGGAGAGUCACAAAGAGAUAAAUCAGCAUAAAACAUUUCAGCCUAAAGAGUACUAUAGGAAAUUUCUGGAAAAAGAUGUCCGACCUGAUGGAAGAGAACUUGGAGAAUGCAGAUCAACUGUUGUUAAUAUAGGUAGUAUCACAACAGCAGAAGGUUCAGCAUUAGUUAAAUUAGGCAACACAACAGUAAUAUGUGGAAUCAAAGCUGAAUUAGCCAACCCUAAAGCAGACGAGCCGAAAAAUGGCUAUAUAGUUCCAAAUGUGGAGUUAUCACCCAUGUGCAGUGCCCAGUUUCGACCGGGGGCACCAGGAGAACAAGCUCAAGUGUUGUCACAAUUUGUUGUUGAUGUUUUACAGAAUUCAGAAUGUAUAAAUCUCCAAGAUCUGUGUAUUGUCAGUGGAAAGUUAGUGUGGAUGUUACAAUGUGAUAUGAUCUGUUUGGAUUAUGAUGGCAAUGUUGCAGAUGCUUGUGUUUUAAGUCUUGUAUCUGCUCUUAAAAAUACCUGUUUACCUAAAGUAACUGUAAAUGAAGAAACUCAAGCCAUAGAAACAGAUGAUAAAAUAACUAAUAAUUUGAAAGUUCAGACCACUCCAGUAUCAACUACAUUUGCUAUAUUUGAUGACCAUUUUGUGAUUGUUGAUCCAACUAUAGAAGAAGAAACCUUAGCAACGGGCAUUAUCACCAUAGUAACUAAAGAGAAAAAAUUGUGCAUGGUUCAUAAACCAGGUGGUACCCCAUUGAAAGAUUCUCAGAUACAGCUGUGUAUUGAUAGAGCAAUAGAAAGAUCUGGUCAAGCUGCUAAAUUAAUAGAUGAGACACAAUGUUCUUUAGAUAGAUAAUAUUUCUUCCUUAACAGGUCAUUUAAAAUACAAUUCAACACCUUCUGGGGAAACUACAAUUUAAAAAGUGGAGAAAUCGAAAUUAAAACUUUUAAGGGUUAUUCGUUGUUUAUGGACUAGACAACCUACAUUAAUAUCAUUGCAGUGAGUUCAUUGUUGUGCAUUUAAAAAAUAAUGGUAAGAAAAUGAUAUGUUAGAUCAAUCUGCAACAUCUUCACAGCAACAUUAACACAUUGGGCUUGCUUGAUUUGUCCGCUGAUAGGCGAGCCGGUUUGUACAAGGCGUAUGCCGGUCAGGUUACCGUAUCAGAGAAAAUCAAGGGGCCCCGGCUGAUAAUAAAUUUGGCGUCGGAUAAUAUUUUAAUAUUAAACCGGUAACAUGACAUGUUUUAAUAACAAUAGGUUGCCAUGCAAUGAAACAUACGCCCACAGCAGCUAAAGUGUUCGUGCAGUCAACAAGAGUUGUCGCUCGCAUAUUUUUACUUUUUUCGGUAAUGAAACAUUUAUAAUACAAUAAAAUCUGAUUAAAAGUAACAACUCAUUAAGUAAUUAUCAAGUUCUGUCACAUGCUAACGUUUAGAAUACGAAACAUUUAAUAUCAUGGAUUUAGCUGUUCAGUUAUCAAAACUCAUUGAAAUAUAUACUUGUUCGUCUCAAGACCUUAAACUCUGUGUAUCAAUCUGAAGUCAAUCGGAUGAUAAAUUUGGCCAUAACGCUGGCGGAAAUUAUCACUGAAAAUCAAUAGGCUUCUUCGUCUCAUGGAUGUUAGUUUUGGCCUCUAGAGCAUCCACAAGCAAUAUAAGUAAGUGACCGCAAAAUAAUACAGAAAAUUAUUUGUAGUAUUACCAACAAAAAAAUAAUAAUAAAUGACAUAUGAACAUCUGGUUUUACGAAGCCUUAAUUCAACUUUAAAGCAUUUGGUUUAAUUUUAACACUUUAAUAUUCGUGUUUAAUGGCAUUCCUAACUAACGUGAAUUCUAUCUCGUUGACAUGUUCACCAUCUUGCACCGGUGAUCGCCGCUGCUGACAAAGCGGCACAUUCGGCGUACGCUACGGACAAAUUUUUGUCGACUUCCGGUUAAAUCAAGUGACCUCACCGGGGAAACUGCCGAACUGUGGUCAGCUGGUAUGCGCCAGAAUGGAUAUAUCAAGCAGGGCCAAUGUUCCAAACAACUCUUUUACAUAUGAUCCAGAUUUCAAAACAUUGGUAAAUAAAAUGCAAAUGAUGCAUGAUUUAUGAAUGUUUUAAUUUGAACAGUGUGUUUUUGAAGAGAAGAUAAACUAGUGCAUAGGCCCCAUUUCCAAUUGUGAAAAUACCUUGGUAUAGUUACUUGGAAUGGUGUAGAUAUUUGUAUGUAUGACAUUUGACCUGUAUCAUGAUAUUCUGUAUGUAUUUCCUACAUUGUAAAUAUGUCCAUUUGAAUAAAACAAUUGUUUUCAUAGAUUGGUUCAUUUUAAAAAAUCUCACUAAAUAUGGACAAUGGAUACACCCGUUUAGUGCUGUGUGAAGGCACAAGAAUUGUGUUUGAAGUUAAAAAGAAUAUUAAAGAGA